AUCAAAGCCAUCUUUCUCCACGUUAACCACCUAACCUCUCAUCCUCCUUUUUCGUCUUCUCUUUCCAUUUCAAGGGGGAGAAUUGUAUCGUUCCUCACACACGCCUCUUUUCCGAUUUGUCUCUCUAAUCAUCGUCGUCGUCUUCCGUCUCUUACCCAAUGGAAUAUCAAACGCUUGGAGGAUGUUCUUCAAGCAUCUUGCUAUUGUCCAUAUAAAUUUAUACUUAGCGUACAUCCAGCACUGGCCCCGUUUGUGGAACCCAUUACAUUUCUUGUCAUCUGCCUCUUUCUCUACUAAGUAUCUUUGGCUUGCUUCAUCAAGGUUUCAUCUCGAUUUAGAUUCUUCUCCUUUUUCAACACUGCAAGAAUGGAUCAUUGUUCUGGAGGCUUGAACGAAAAUCCCAUGGCUUCUCAGUUAGACAUUCUCCGAUGCCCAUUCUUGAGGAACAUCAAUGAGCCCACUAAUCUCUCCUUCUCUUCAUCCUUGCCUUUUGCCAUGCCUGUACGAGCAGGAAAAGGACCGAUAUUUGAAGAUGGACCCAAUUUUGAUACGGCAUUUAGGCUUUUCCAUGGGCAAGAUGGUGUUGUCCCGCUCUCCAACAACGCUCGAGCUGAAGCAGAGAAGCCUGUGCUUUCCUCUCCUGUAUUCCAUCCACUUGCUGCUAAGGCAGCGACAAUUAGUCUCUCAUCCUUUGGACCUGGAGGGCCUUUUGGUUUUGAUGCAUUUUCUGAGAUGUUUAAAAAUCAAAAGAAAAAGUCAAACUCUUCCAAAAAGAGGGAUUCUUCUUCUAAGGGAGGAAACCACGAAUCCAUGAGCGACGAUUGGCUUCAAACAGGAAACUGCCCGAUUGCGAAAUCAUAUCGAGCUGUAAGUGGUGUGGCACCGCUUAUGGCAAAGAUUCUGCAACCCCCUCCAGGGAUGAAAUACAAGUGCCCUCAAGCAAUAGUCGCAGCUCGAGCAGCGAUAUCUAAAACAGCUUUCGCCAAGAACCUCCGGCCUCAACCUUUGUCGUCCAAAGUACUAGUGAUCGGGAUGCUUGGCAUGGCGUUAAACGUGCCUCUAGGGGUCUGGAGAGAGCACACUGAGAAAUUUUCGGCAUCUUGGUUUGUGGCUCUUCACGCAGCUGUUCCAUUCAUAGGAAUACUGAGGAAGUCGGUGUUGAUGCCUAAGAUGGCGAUGGUAUUUACCAUAGCAGCAUCGGUUUUGGGACAGGUGAUUGGUUCAAGAGCAGAGAGGUUUAGGCUCAAGUCGGUGGCUCAGAAGAAGCUGACACUUACGGAGACAAAUCCGUCUUCUUCCGUUGAAGCAAGUCAGAUGCAAUUUGCGGGAGUUUCAUCGGAUGGAAGGUGCGGUGAUAAAGUGGUGAUGAAGUGGAAUCCCAUGUUGCUUGAAGUUGCAAGCCCUGUUUCUGCUGGAGCAGCUAAUGUUGUCUGCUAAACAAGAUUUUGUUUUCUUCGACGAUCUGUCGAAUAUAUAUAAUUAUUUGUCUUCUUGUUUUGGCGAUUGUAUUUAAAAAAAGUUUCUAAAUGUUUGAGAAAAACAAGAAUAAAGCCAUUUAUUUUAACUGUUGAAUUGUAUUUAAAUGUAAAAGACUCGGUUUAUUGAAUGAAUAAAAGAAGAAACAAAGUUGGAAAUUGAGUGA
Messenger RNA from Eutrema salsugineum, 1642 nucleotides. RefSeq lists its product as uncharacterized. The record is from RefSeq and is a predicted model, not a curated record. Gene Ontology annotation, cellular component: chloroplast. NCBI's taxonomy places the organism in Eukaryota, Viridiplantae, Streptophyta, Magnoliopsida, Brassicales, Brassicaceae. The coding region runs from base 367 to 1437 and encodes 356 amino acids. The transcript has 5 exons.